AUGUUGGCAAGUUCAAAAAUUUGGCUUGACAGAGGAGGAUCUUCAUUGAAUAAUCAUUUGUCAACAACAAUUGAUCAUCAAAACGAAGAAGAAGAAGUAGAAGCAAAAGAAAUUGCUGCCGAUUUUACUGCAAAUCUGACAAGACAAUCAACAACGAUAAUGAAUGCUUGGAAUCGUGAUUAUCCUACGGGUGCACCUCGUAGUGAAGGUCAAAGUGCCGGAUUGGAAUCAGGUCAAAGUGCACUUUCCGCUCAGCAAACAUCUCCUUUUGCCGUGACACAAGGUGCUUGGUCUUCCAGUCCUGAACAGCAUACGUAUGCAGCUCUACCGUCAAUCAAUGCGCCUGUUCAUCCGGGAGGAGGAGGAGGAGGUCCUCCCUAUGGUCAUACAACUUCAUUUGAAGGUAAUGAAGUCCAGACAAUGAAUUAUGGAAGUGGCGGUGGCAGUUCAGAUUAUUCCAUGCUCGCCAGACCACAUUCUUCCGGUGGCAAUCAAUCUGGUACAUUUCCAAUGAUGAACAAUCGACAAUACUUUAAUCCUAAUUCGAGUCAAUUUGGUCAUUCUACCGCAUUUGCACCUGCACCAGGAAUGCAUUCUUCGCCAAAUCAUUCUAUGGGACAUGCUCCAACAUUUUCCGACCCACUUUCUGGCGGUCAUUAUACGUUCAGCAGUGGUGGUGGUGCAAAUGCGGCAAGUGGAUUAGCCUUACCGAAUCCUAAUCCGGAAUCAUCUUUUCAUCCUCCAUCGAUGCAAAGUGGCGAACAUGAAAGGGAUUCUUAUGUUUAUUCAAACGUUCAAGGUAAUCUAACACCUCUUUUUGGUGGUAUGCCGGGAAAUGCACCUCCUUCCAGUUCAACUUCAUCACAUCAUGAUUUCCCCGGAUUUUCAAGCCAUCAUCAAAGUAGUUCAUCUGCACCUUCUCACUAUCACCAUCAUCAUCAUCAUUUCAGCACUGGUGGCGGUUCAACGUAUCCCAUGUUAGGAGGAGCUCCGCUUGGACAUGCAGGUGGUCAUUAUAUGAGCGGAGCAGGGCAAUACGAAGGUUAUCCGGCAUUCUAUAAUCCAUUCGAAGUAAAGCAUCGUAGAAGGACAACAAGAUCGCAAUUUAAAGUAUUAGAAAGUACAUUUUUGGAAACACCAAAACCAACGGCAAGUACACGAAAGAUAUUGGCCGAACAAUUAGAUAUGCCUUUAAGAGCCAUUCAAAUUUGGUUUCAAAAUCGUAGAGCAAAAGCAAAAUCACAAUCAUAUAGAAGUUCUACCACUUCUCAUAGUAUUCACGGAGGAGGAAGCAGUAGCAGUAAAAGUGGUGGAAGAUUUGUUGAUUCUCCACCUUUACACACUUCGCAAAGAACCGGAAGCGGAAGUGCUGGCGUAGGCAGACCGAGCACGAGCAGUUCUUCUUCUUCUUAUUAUCACGGUCCAAAAUCUGCCAUUGCAGCACACGGAGCAAGUGGCGAUUCAAAACCACCGUUGAGCAGUAGCAGUCUUAGUAGCACGGGGAGUGCACAAACACAAGCAGGAGCAGGGUUCCCGUUUGAAGAUUCAAAGCGGUACACGUACUCUAACACUGGAGCACCAAAGCCAAUCCAUGUAUCUCGCUUAGAUUUGCCACCUUUGACGAGUGGUGAACCAAGCAGCGGAUCAAGCUCUUUUGCUCCUUCUUCUAACCCAUCUUUUGAUUCGUUCAAAAUACCUUCGGGCAAACCAUCUCAAAGGGGUAGUGCAGGCUCAAGUGGCGCUCAACAACAUCAACAAUCUUAUUCGCAUUCAAACUAUAAUCCCAUGAGUGGUUAUUCUGGCACUCAAUCACAAAAUUCUCCUAAUUUACAAAAUAAUCCUUCCGGUGCUAUUCCUUCUUCUUCUUCUUCUUCUCAGUCAAAUGCAAACGACAUUGCCGAUGAACAAAACAGACGUUCUCAUCAAAGUUCUUCUUGGCGAUAG
This is a messenger RNA of Meira miltonrushii, 1944 nucleotides long. RefSeq lists its product as uncharacterized. The coding region runs from base 1 to 1944 and encodes 647 amino acids. The transcript has a single exon. Gene Ontology annotation, molecular function: RNA polymerase II cis-regulatory region sequence-specific DNA binding; DNA-binding transcription factor activity, RNA polymerase II-specific. Gene Ontology annotation, biological process: regulation of transcription by RNA polymerase II. Gene Ontology annotation, cellular component: nucleus. NCBI's taxonomy places the organism in Eukaryota, Fungi, Basidiomycota, Exobasidiomycetes, Exobasidiales, Brachybasidiaceae. The record is from RefSeq and is a predicted model, not a curated record.